This is a messenger RNA of Exophiala oligosperma, 799 nucleotides long. RefSeq lists its product as uncharacterized. The transcript has 3 exons. NCBI's taxonomy places the organism in Eukaryota, Fungi, Ascomycota, Eurotiomycetes, Chaetothyriales, Herpotrichiellaceae. The record is from RefSeq and is a predicted model, not a curated record. Gene Ontology annotation, molecular function: acylphosphatase activity. Bases 144 to 422 code for a protein of 92 amino acids.
GCUUGUGGCGUCAUACUUCACAUAAUGUCAUCAAAUUCAUCACUUUGACAUGCCCCGCGCCAAUAUGAUGAAGCCAGAGUAAAUGAGAAGAUGCAAAUUCCUACAUCACAGAAGCGCAUCAUACAAUCACAAAUACCUCCUUAAUGCUCAGAAUGUCGAAACGAAUCUCAUUCAAGGUAUCAGGCACUGUUCAGGGAGUAGGAUUCCGGGACUUUACCCAACGCAAAGCCACGAGUUAUGGAUUGACGGGGUUUGUAAAGAACACUUCCGAUGGCCGGGUAACAGGAGAAGCCCAAGGAUCUGAAGACGCUCUGAAGAAGUUGAAAGCCGCGCUCAAUGAUGGCCCUCGAUCUGCCCACGUUGUGAAAGUCGAGGUCAAUGAGAUCGAGUCCAAGAGUGGUGAGAAAUCUUUCGACGCAUGACAUGGUCCCGUCGAAAACAACUCUGCAGUUGCAUACCUAUGUUGCGUAGUAUUCGGUCUCCUCGAGCCGAGUCAUUCAAUUGAUACAGUCGGUCUAGGCCAAAUGGAUUUCUCUUUGCAGCAACGGGACAUUCUUGUCAUGACUAUAAUUGUCAGCCCUGACAUGGGAAGGUUCAAGUCCUCGUUUAAGGGAGAGUCAAAGAUGGAUCUGUUUCCUUUCACUGGGUUCUCAAACUCUUGCUAGAAUUUCAUUGGCAUCUCUUCUCUAGCGCACAGUCUGCGCCAAUUCCCAUAGCGGAACCCCGUACUUUUGCAUUGACAGUCGCCGGUAUGAAAAAGAUAUGAGGGAAAUAACGACAAUAAUAGCAUCGAGAAGAG